AUGCGCAACAAAUUGCGCAUUGACCGCGAGUUGCUCUGGCGCAAGCUCUUUGCGUUUGACGACGAUGACGACAUAGUGGAGGACUCGCCACCCGCGUGUGACGAAGAUGUCACACCCCAUCUUUGCCGCGUGAUCCAGACCGCCGUGGACCACGGACGUGCGACCCCGCUGCGCGCAAUGUUGCUGCAACGUCUCGGCUACUGGCUCCGUUCCGAUGUUGUCCCUCAAUUCUGGCGUUUCUUCGACACGCUAUUGGCUAAAAGUGAGAACGGUCGCUACACAACUCAACGCGGUCGUCGCCAGAUGGCUCGUCUCUGCACACGGCAACUUACGCUUGCGUUGCAGUUUGCCGAAGAGGCGUUUGCGCACUGUGUGCAACUCGCCAGUCUCUUCGACGCGCGCAUUCCGUUGCCGCAACUUCAAUCAACGGACAAAAACGGUCCAACAAUGGUGCAGGAAGUGCGCACUAGUUUCCGCUGCCUCGUCUUUGAUGACGCGCACGCCCUCGAACGCUUCGAAGAGCUGCUGUGCAUCUGUUUCUCCAGGACGUGGUCGACGUCGAUUGGCCAAAAGAAAACAGCUGCCUGUGUGCGCGACGUGAGGUCGAUCCAGCAGACGCUCCAGCAGCUCGCGUGGCUGCCCGUGGCUGAGUCUGCGCUCGUGCGCGUGCUGCACGCCCAAGUGAAGAAGGCGGUUGCCUUGACAUGUGGACAAGUGUUUGACGAGCAGCUGCUUGGCCGCGUAGAGCACUGGGGGCGCGCCGAGAUGCUGCCGUGGCUUGAGGAGCUGCUGCUGCUUAGCGAAGACGACGACGACGACGACGGUGCGUCACGGACCAAGUGGCGGCAGAGGCUCGCACGGCAAGUGCUCAGGGAAUUCGCGAGUCUCCGCAUUGCGCAGCUGUUUGAGAUCAUCAAGGAGUUUUCAGACAGUGUCCCAGCGCUGGAAGAUCUGCGGCAGUGUCUCGAGCGCACGCAGCAACAGGACGAGCUGGUGCGAAGCUUUCGCGACUCGUUGCAGUCGCGACUGCUGCAGCCAGGAGCGAACACGUCGGCGAUUCUGGGUAUCUACGUGUCGAUUAUAAAGGCGUUCCGGCUUUUAGAUCCAAAGGGCGUGCUGCUUGAAGCCCUGAGUGGACCACUGAAGGAGUACUUGAGGCGACGCAAAGACACGGUGCGGUGCAUUGUCCAGAGUCUCACUGAUGAAGAAAACAGCGACUUGUUCAAUGAGCUUCGUCGUGAUAACAUGCACAUCAUACAACACGUCGACGAUAGCGACGACGAUGAGGAUAUCUCGCCUGAUUUAUGGGAGCCAGAUCCGAUUGAAGCAGACCCGUCCAAGACGUCGCGCAGUCGGAGCAGCGACGACAUUUUGAGAAUCCUCGUCAACAUCUAUGGAAGUCGUGAGCUGUUCGUCCAUGAGUAUCGGAUGAUGCUGGCGGACAGGUUGCUGCAGAAUCUGAAAUAUGAUACUGAUCGCGACGUACAGACACUGGAAUUGUUGAAGCUGCGUUUUGGUGCGGAGAGUUUGCAGCAGUGUGAGAUCAUGGUCCGUGACAUUGAGGACUCGAAACGGCUCAAUGUGAAUGUUCGAUCUUCGACGGACGGGUCUGUCGCGGAAGCAGCAACAGCUGGAGAGGCUGUUAACUGGCCUGACCAUACGAAAGUUGCGUCUUUAUAUGUCGAUGCAACGAUUGUUUCCCGACAAUUCUGGCCACCGCUACAAGGCGAAGAUUUUGCGCUUCAUCCGAGCGUGUUGAAGCAAGUCGUCGCGUUUACCGAUUCGUACCAUGUCCUGCGCAACCCACGGUCACUACAUUGGAAUUGUUCACUCGGGUCCGUGCAGCUGUCAAUUGAUCUCGAAGGCAAACAGCGUGAGUUUACUGUGUCACCUCUUCAAGCCACGAUCAUGCUCUAUUUUGAAGAGAAAGAUCGUUGGACUGUCGAUGAGCUUUCUACGAAACUCGAGAUUUCCGAUGAUUUGCUUCUGAAGCAUGUGUCAGUGUGGGUAAACUACGGACUGGUAUCGUUUACAUCGGGGCGAAAAGAGCUGGUUGCUAGCACGUCCUUCCAGGACACUCGGUGCGACGGUGACUCGACGGUUGAAGAACUCGAGACCGCCGUGUCAUCGGACGCGCAAGCAGAAAUGGACCUCAAAGUGCUGGAAAACUAUAUAGUGGGAAUGCUGUCAAACUUUGGGUCGCUGAGUAUUCAGCGGAUUCACAAUAUGCUUUCCACGUUCGCCCGAAGUGGAGCCCAGCCAUACACUAAGACUAUAUCUGGACUCUCAGGAAUUCUCGGCAAGUUGGCCACUACCGGUAAGCUCGAGCUGGUUGGCGAUCAGUAUCAACUCUCCGCGUAG
Peronospora matthiolae is the source of this 2361-nucleotide messenger RNA. The record is from the annotation of a GenBank genome assembly. NCBI's taxonomy places the organism in Eukaryota, Oomycota, Peronosporomycetes, Peronosporales, Peronosporaceae.